AUGGCGGCCACUGCAGUUGUCAGCCCCGCUUCGAUGUAUUCAAAUGGACCUCUUCCUCCAUACUCAGGAGGCUGGCCAUCAGUUUCUACAGCCUCUGGGCUUAUUUCUCCUCCUGGAUCACGGCGGACAUCAGAUAAUAAAAGCGAACCUCCACCCCCAAUUCACACCACCCAACCACAUCGUCAAUCCCUCCCCUCUAUACAUGAAGCUCUAGGUCCCAAAUCCACGCCGUACGCCUCACCAGUAUCAGCACCUCUCCCAGCGACACAUAGCCAACCUCCUUAUUCUCAGGCUCAAGCCCCUCCUUCUGUCGCCAGAUCGUAUCCUGUCUCUGACCAGGCGCCUUACACCACACAGGUUGCCCCGUCUCAAGCAAGUCAGCCAUCACCACAAUCAGUUCACCCGCCACCGAAUCCUUUCACUCGGGUCGAACCUCCCCCAAAUACUUAUGGCGAUGCUCCCCGACCUUCACCCAUCCACGCUCCCCCUCAUCCUGGCCCACGGUAUGAACCUCCCCGGUACGAGCAAGACCCCCGGGCUCCAGAGCGAUUGGCAAAUGGAUACCCCCAUCAUCCCCACCCUUCACAACCGGGGACAUAUUCCUAUAGCGCAGGUCCCGGACAUCCUCCUGGACCUCACGAUCCUGCUUAUACUCAAGCCCGGUUUCCCCUGCGAGAUAGCCGAGGGGUUGAUGAACUGUGGAAAGGGGCCCCGGAGGACGACAGGUCACGUGUCACCCCUUUCAAACAGGGGUUAAAACGAAGAUAUCUGGUCUGGGAUUUCGAAAAUUAUCUCUCAUCGAUAAACGUUUCCAGCAGUGCACUCCUCAACUGGUCCGGACACUUCCACACAAUAACGCAGGAGCAACAGCCUCGUGACCCCAAUGGUGUGCCAGAUCGAAUGCCGACAUUAGAAUCGUGCAACGAGAUGCUUCAGCAUCAGGAGAAGAUCCAUCUCUAUUUGGAGAAGAUGCGAGAUAUGAUAUCUCAACAGCACGAGCACGUUGCCAUGAUGGACCAGCACAUGCGAGAUCAUGGUGGGAAAGCUCCUGGGUACUACGACGAAGAGAUGGCUAUGUACGGCGAUGAUCUAAAGAACCAAGGUUAUGGGGGCCCGGAAAGCAAGAAACGUCGCGGGAGAGCGGCUCCUCCUGGCCGAUGUCAUAGUUGCAACAGAGCCGAGACCCCUGAAUGGAGACGAGGCCCCGAUGGGGCUCGGACCCUCUGCAACGCGUGCGGGCUACAUUACGCAAAGUUAACGCGCAAGAAUACCAUGAAGCAAUCACAAAGCUCUAAUGGAUCCUCGGUGCGGCCCAAGUCUAUGGACGGCAUCUCGCCACGACCGAUAUAA
Messenger RNA from Venustampulla echinocandica, 1350 nucleotides. Its product is annotated as Glucocorticoid receptor-like (DNA-binding). Gene Ontology annotation, molecular function: sequence-specific DNA binding; zinc ion binding. The record is from RefSeq and is a predicted model, not a curated record. Bases 1 to 1350 code for a protein of 449 amino acids. The transcript is spliced from 3 exons. Gene Ontology annotation, biological process: regulation of DNA-templated transcription. NCBI's taxonomy places the organism in Eukaryota, Fungi, Ascomycota, Leotiomycetes, Helotiales, Pleuroascaceae.